This is a messenger RNA of Cercopithifilaria johnstoni, 1077 nucleotides long. The record is from the annotation of a GenBank genome assembly. Lineage: Eukaryota; Metazoa; Nematoda; Chromadorea; Rhabditida; Onchocercidae.
AUGGCAGAUUAUCAAAAACGCGUGCAAAUUUUACGUCAACAACUGGAUGACAGCAUCAAAUUAUAUUAUUGUCAACAACAGCAAGCUGCAAUGGAUCGAAUCAAUAAUAGUGAACGAUCAAUAGAACCAGUGAAUGUAAAAAAUUAUCGAAUAUUGCAUAUGUUACAUCAAGAUGAAGCUAAUGCUUGCAUACAAAUCUCGGGAAAUAUGAUAAAUAAAACAGCAGUAGUAAUCACGAAAAUGCCCAACAACGAUUCUGAUGUAUUUGAAAAAGUUAAUUCGGUUGUCAAAUCGUCUGUAUCACCGUUGCAAGUUACUGUUAUUUCUGGCAAUCAGCAGCAACAUCCUGCUCCUGAAGCAACAAUUAAUUUCAUGGCAGGAUUUAACAGUCCAGUAGGCAGCAUCGAUUCGGGCAUGUCAUCACUGGGCUCAUCGAACAGUUCACCUUCCUCAUCACCCGGAUGUUCACCAAUUUCAGUCGACUGUAUUCCUUUUCAAUACGUCGUCGAACAACAAUUGCUACCACGUGGCCGAUCAACAAGUGAGAGUGUUAGCGCAACAGUUGGUCUCAAAAGUAUUCUAAAAAAGUCCAUUUCAACACACACUAAUACAGGACGUUUUUUAAGAUCAUAUUCGGAAUGUCAAAAUAGAGAGGAUGGAGAAAUGAAAGUGAUUGUUGCAGAUAUGAAUAAUGAGGACGGCGCAGGAUAUACUCCACGAAAAAAGCGUGUAUCAUUCAGUGAACGUUUAGUUCAAGAGCGGUCAUUUCGACCCAAUUCAUCUAUUCUAAGUCAGAAAAAAAAGAACCAGCGAAAACAAAAAAAUAAAAUGAAAAAGAAAGGUGCUCUAGCAGUGGAAGAUAAUUCAACGGAUGAUGAGACACGGCAUCGUUCAAAUUCUGAAACAAUACACUGCGCUACUUGCAAUAACAACGAGAAAGACGAAAUGGAUCCGAUUGAAUGUGAUUUAGCUGCAUGUGUUUUGAAAGAUCUUUCGGUGGUAGAACAGGACAAGGAGACGAAUUGUCAUGUGGCUACAAAAAUUCAUAAACAUAUCCUACGAAUUAAUUCCGAUUAA